Messenger RNA from Episyrphus balteatus (marmalade hoverfly), 2775 nucleotides. RefSeq names its product G-protein coupled receptor Mth2-like. The transcript is spliced from 8 exons. Gene Ontology annotation, biological process: cell surface receptor signaling pathway; G protein-coupled receptor signaling pathway. Gene Ontology annotation, cellular component: membrane. NCBI's taxonomy places the organism in Eukaryota, Metazoa, Arthropoda, Insecta, Diptera, Syrphidae. Gene Ontology annotation, molecular function: G protein-coupled receptor activity. The coding region runs from base 1025 to 2578 and encodes 517 amino acids. The record is from RefSeq and is a predicted model, not a curated record.
CUGCCUGCUGCAAAAUGGUUUUCGACUUUAAUUUUUAGUUUAUUCGAAGACGGUCAAUAAAACAGAAGUGUUGGCGGGAAAGUUUAAAUUCAAAUUUUGAAACAUACAACAUUUUUUCGAAGAAUUCUUUUGAUUUGAAAUUCAUAACCGUCUAGGCUGUUAAUUUAAACAAAGGUGCUUUUUAUAAAUUUUUGUUAAUAGCAAAUGAAAUCCAUAUGGAUUUUUGAGUAAACAAAAGUAUCUCAAAAAAAAAGAAAAAGUAUCUCAAUAAGCCAACAAAAUAAUAAUUGUUGUCUGUUAGUGUAGGCUGACUAAAAUUUUAAGGUCAGCUCUUAAAAAAUUCAGUGAUUUGUUUUGUUAAUCGAAUUACGUCUGGGGUUUUCCGGUUUUUGAAAGAUUUCGAUCGCAUCUUCAAGACGACAAACAAAAAAAUUGUGUCGUGGCUGGAAGACUUGAAUGUGUCAACUGGAUUGGUAAAUACCUACCUAUCCCACAGAUACAAAAAAAAGAUCUUCAUUUUGUUGUUUGUUUGUUGCUGAUGUGGGAAUUAUCAGCUUAACAGGCUUCACUACCCAUACCGGCUUUUUUACGAUUCGCGGAGAAUCUUUGCUUUAAUACUGAUACUUAUAAUAGAACGGGUUUUCCACCGCACACCCGCGGCACUGCGUCGGUGUUAUUCCGAACAUAUUAAUUGACAGUGAUUUCUGUUGUAUACAUUUUGAAAUUCAUUUUGAGUGAUAGAUCACACGCGAUCUACAAUUGUUUAUUGUUUUUUUUGCAAUAAAAGUCGAUACCUAAUUUGAUUACACAUUAAGCCUCUCUCUAUCUUAGCUACGCGCAAAAGUCGUCGCUGGUUGAUUCAUUAUUCUGGUUGAUUGCUGGUUGCAUGAUCAACUCUUGAAGUAAUUUGAGGGCGUCUCUCUUACUUUUUUUUGGUCAUUAACCUAAUGGCAAUUUGGAAUUAAGGAAUACUUAAUUAUUUUUUAAACAUCGAAGACUGUCAAAAUUGUUAACAAAGAUAAAAAUGACUGAGCUAAAAACCAUACCAAUGUUAGCAGGGACUCUGCUAUUAUUUACUUUAUUCACCGUACCUAGUGCAAGUUUCCUAGACAGCAUACACGUACCAUGUUCCUUCAUCGAUACUGUGGACCUAAGUGGUUCUGAAAAAUUUCCCAAUGGCUCGUAUUCCUAUGAAGGUCUUAUUGUUCCACCUCAUUUAGUGGGAAUUUUUGAAUACACUUCCGAUGAUCUUUCCCUACGAGUUCCUGCCGAGCCUCAUGUUCGUGGAUGUGUUUGUAAGCUGAGACCAUGUGUUAAGUUAUGUUGUCCUACCACAGCAAGAUUUAAUGGAACAAAUUGUCAAACUCACGAAGGAAAUGCAACUACUCUAACUGUUAUGAACAUUACAACAAAUGGAGGUGAUUUGAAAGAAGUCGAUCUUGCUAAAAAGUUUGCCCUUCAAUAUGGUCGGACUUGUGCUGAAAUGUACCAUUUGACACCACAUGUGUAUGCUUUUGAUGGUUUUAGUUUAUUUGAAAAUGGAACUUUGUAUCGAUGGGAAGAUCGUCAUUAUUUUUCAAAAGAUGAAUUCUGUUUGAAUUCUUUUACUGACAGUAAUGUAACAGACAUUAUGUUACCAAUGAAUUGUUAUGAAACUCCAACUGGAGGAACAAAGACGUUAGUUUAUGCAUGUAUGAUGAUAUUUUCGGUGCCAUUUAUGCUUUUGACAAUUAUUGUUUAUAUGGCAAUACCGGAGCUAAGGACGUUGCAUGGAAAAUCACUUUGCUGCUAUUUGUUGGGACUCUGCAUCGGAUAUUCGAUUCUUAGUGCAUUUAUUCUCAUACCAAUGGAUUAUAUUUCGUCUUUGCAAUGUAAAGUAGGAGGAUUCUUAGCUUACUUUUCGUUUAUGGCCAGCUUCUUCUGGGUCAGUGUUAUAAGUUUUGACUUAUUCUACAACAUUCGUGUACCACGUGGAAGAUACAAUGAAAAGAAACGUUUCAUUUUGUAUUCGAUCUAUGCUUGGGGUUUGGCUUUGAUUUCACUUGGAUUAACUUAUGCAGCACAACAAUCGUCGUUUAUUUCAAAUGAUUGGAAGCCACAAAUUGGAGGUGACGAAUGGUGUUGGUUAGAAGUGAAAAAAGGAUGGUCAGCAAUGAUAUAUUUCUUUGGACCUAUCAUCAUCAUCAUAGCUUUCAACAUUGUCAUGUUUGUUCUGACAGCUCUUCAAAUUCAUGGCGUUCAAAAGGAAAUGAAACGAAUGAUGGAACGUAAUGACAGUCAGAAGAAUCUUCGCACAGAAAAGGAUAGAUUUGGAAUCUUCUUACGCCUCUUUAUUGUCAUGGGUGUAACAUGGUCAAUGGAAAUCACUUCCUACUUAAUUGGACAAGAUUCAUCAUGGAGUAAACUAUUUUAUGUGACCGAUAUCGGUAAUGGUAUUCAAGGAUUUCUAAUCUUUACACUGUUUGUCUUGAAAAAGAAAGUCAAACAAUACAUCACCAACAGGCUUCAACAAAAGGAAAAAGAUCCAACAAAAAGGUCAAGUUCAACAAUAUCUGAAGAAAUUUCCGAACGACUUUAAAUAGCAGACAGAGCUUAUAUGGUUCUUCCGAUAAAGAUACCUGUCAACUCGUCGCUCGGAACGCCAGAGCCAGUGCUCCAAUAAAACGACAUCCAGUAGUAUCAAUCUUCCUAUGAAUGGCAUUGGAGCUGAUAAGCCUCUGAUGGAUAAAUUCGUUAAAAUUCAAAAUUAAUUAAAGAACAAGAAAAAAAAAAAAA